ACCACCACUACCAUACAUGGAGGCACAUGUACACAAACGUGCGUGCACACAUCACACACAGAGGAAGAGCCCUCUCACGGCCAGUUAUUCUGCCCCAAGGGGCCAGGCUCUGUUCCCUGCUUGGUCUCAGCCAUGGACCCUGAGAUGUUCUGAGAUGCUAUGUGGCAGCUCUCCACCCCCCGCCCCGGCCCGCUAUGCUCAGCCCUCAGCCUCUGGAGGAGCCUGGGGCUGGACCCAGGAGCCACCUUUGCAGGAGCUGCUGACUGCUGAGUAGCCUGGUCCUUGCUGUCUCACACCUAACUCUCUCCUUCUCUUUCCCGGUCUCUGUGUCUCUCCCCUGACCUACUGUCUGUCUUGCUCUCCCUCCCUCCAUGCCUGGGGCUGCAGAACCGCAUGCACGAGUCUCUUAUGCUCUUCGACUCCAUCUGCAACAACAAGUUCUUCAUCGAUACCUCCAUCAUUCUCUUCCUCAACAAGAAAGAUCUCUUUGGAGAGAAGAUUAAGAAGUCACCUUUGACCAUCUGCUUUCCUGAGUACACAGGCCCCAAUACCUAUGAAGAUGCAGCUGCCUACAUCCAAGCACAAUUUGAAAGCAAAAACCGCUCACCCAACAAGGAAAUCUACUGUCACAUGACUUGUGCCACAGACACGAAUAACAUCCAGGUUGUAUUCGACGCCGUCACCGACAUCAUCAUUGCCAACAACCUCCGGGGCUGCGGCUUGUACUGACCUCUUGUCCUGUAUAGCAACCUAUUUGACUGCUUCCCGGACUCUGUGCUGUUGACGUUGAUCUCCUGGUAGCAUGACCUUUUGGCCUUUGUAAGACACACAGCCUUUCUGUAUCAAGCCCCCGUCUCACCCCGGCCCCAGAGUGACUGACGGCUGUGUAUUUCUGUAGAAUGCUGUAGAAUCCGGUUUUAGUUGAGUCUUUACAUUUAGAAUUUGAAAGGAAAAAACAAACAAAAGUAACACUUCUCAUGUGCUUUGUAGCAUAAAAAAGGAAAAGAAAAACGUUACCAUUUCAUGCAUUUUUCCUUUUCUUCCUUUUAAAAUCCACAUGCGCAUCUGCACCCACACCUGCCCCCCAUUCCCAGGUCAAGGCAGGGCCCACAGUGCACCUGCAGAGUGGUCCCUGGGGCCGGCCAGGUUCAGGCCACAGGCCUCGUCGCUGCCUGGCAGGAAUCUGACCUGGCUCCAGGCUGGCGGCUCCAGCCCCACGCUUCCUGCAGGUUUGUAGAGAAAAAGCACAGCUCUCACUGGCCAGUAGCUGCCAAAAAAAAUCCCACGUGAAGGGCAGCCCUCCACCCCAGCCUUCCCCAUGCCCCCUCUACAAACGCCCUUAGCGACUUUGUUCCCAUGUUUCUGUCCUGCUGAGCACCGUGCCCCACCUGU
Molecule: messenger RNA, 1392 nt
Organism: Ochotona princeps (American pika)
Lineage: Eukaryota; Metazoa; Chordata; Mammalia; Lagomorpha; Ochotonidae
Product: guanine nucleotide-binding protein G(o) subunit alpha-like
Exons: 3
Coding region: 394-729 (111 amino acids)
Biological process (GO): G protein-coupled dopamine receptor signaling pathway; adenylate cyclase-modulating G protein-coupled receptor signaling pathway
Cellular component (GO): heterotrimeric G-protein complex
Molecular function (GO): mu-type opioid receptor binding; G-protein beta/gamma-subunit complex binding; GTPase activity
Source: RefSeq, a predicted model, not a curated record